Messenger RNA from Humulus lupulus (European hop), 3222 nucleotides. RefSeq names its product pullulanase 1, chloroplastic. Gene Ontology annotation, molecular function: pullulanase activity. The transcript is spliced from 28 exons. The coding region runs from base 47 to 2962 and encodes 971 amino acids. The record is from RefSeq and is a predicted model, not a curated record. NCBI's taxonomy places the organism in Eukaryota, Viridiplantae, Streptophyta, Magnoliopsida, Rosales, Cannabaceae. Gene Ontology annotation, biological process: carbohydrate metabolic process.
AAAAAUAAAAGAUUUGGAAAGAAGGCCAUCCCAAAACUUGGCCAAAAUGCUUCUUCUACGCUCAUCGACUUUUCUUCAUCUUCACACUCCAACUGCUCUAACGUUCAUAACUUCUCAUCCUCAUCUUCAACCUCAUUUCCCGCCACCGCUCUCUACCACGACGGCGACGACGACGACGUUGUCUCCUCAACGACGUCGUUUAAAAUCCUCCAAACCUGUACCUCUCCUCUCGCGUCCCUUCCACGCGCUUCCUCUUCUCCGCUGCUCUGCUCACUCGUCAUCUCCUGCUGCAACCUCUCAGUUAAAGGAUAGUCUUAUGUAUUCAAGAGCGUAUUGGGUGAGUGAAUCUAUCAUCGCUUGGAAUGUGGAUGUUGGAAUCAAUGGCUCCUUAUACUUAUUCGCUAGCGAAACAGCUUCUUUGUCAGUCAUGGAGGACGAUCAUGGUAUUCAAGGGCACGAUGUGAAGUUUAAGCUUGAAGAAGAUAGCCACGGGCUCCCUCAAAAUGUCAAAGAAAAGUUUCCUCAUAUUAAAGACUACAGAGCUUUUAAGGUCCCGCCUGGCUUAGAUGCAAAAGUCUUGCUCAAGUGCCAGUUAGCUGUUGCUGCUUUUGAUGAUGUUGGAAAAUGCAGCAGUAUUACUGGUUUGCAGUUACCUGGAAUCCUGGAUGAAUUGUUCUCAUACUGCGGUCCCCUAGGAGCAGUUUAUUCAACUGAAGCUAUAGCACUUUUUCUAUGGGCACCCACUGCUCAGAAAGUACGGGCUUGCAUUUAUAAGGAUUCAUCAGGUGGUAGUCCUCUAGAGAUAGUCCAGCUUGAGGAGACUCAGGGUGUUUGGAGUACCAAAGGACCAAAGAGUUGGGAUGGAUGCUAUUAUGUGUACGAAGUGUCUGUUUACCAUCCUAGCACCUUGCAAAUUGUAAAGUGCCAUGCAAGUGAUCCAUAUGCUAGAGGGGUCUCAGCAAAUGGUGGCCGAACACUGUUUGUAGAUCUUGAUUCUGAUAUUCUAAAACCUGAAGGAUGGGAAAAGUUGGCGUAUGAAAAACCUGAUAUUCUCUCUUUCUCAGACACAAGUAUAUAUGAAUUGCAUGUAAGGGAUUUCAGUGCCAGUGACCUCACUGUAAAUGAUAAAUUCCGAGGUGGCUAUUUGGCCUUUACUUUGCAGGAUUCAGCAGGUGUCCGUCAUUUAAAGAAAUUGUCAGAUGCUGGUCUUACUCAUGUCCAUUUACUACCAACCUUCCAGUUUGCUGAUGUUGAUGAUGAGAAAGAGAAGUGGAAGUCUGUUGACACUGAGAUACUUGAAAAGUUUUCCCCAGAUUCUGCUGAGCAACAAGCUCUAAUAACAACUAUACAAAAUAGUGAUGGCUAUAACUGGGGGUACAAUCCUGUUCUCUGGGGAGUCCCUAAAGGAAGUUAUGCAAGUAAUCCUAACGGGUCAUGCCGUAUAAUUGAGUUUAGAAAGAUGGUUAAGGCACUUAAUUGUAUUGGCCUCAGAGUUGUACUCGAUGUUGUCUAUAAUCAUUUACAUGGAAGUGGGCCCUAUGAUGAAAAUUCUGUUCUUGAUAAGAUUGUUCCAGGUUACUAUUUGAGAAGAAACACUGAUGGAUUUAUUGAGAACAGUACUUGUGUAAACAACACUGCCAGUGAGCAUUUUAUGGUUGAACGUUUGAUUGUUGAUGAUCUUCUGCAUUGGGUUGUUAAUUACAAGGUUGAUGGAUUUCGGUUUGACCUUAUGGGUCAUAUAAUGAAAAGAACAAUGAUGAAAGCAAAGCAUGCAAUCUCCAGCCUAACAAAGGAAAAGGAUGGGGUCGAUGGUUCCAGUGUCUAUAUAUAUGGCGAAGGAUGGGACUUUGGUGAAGUUGCCAGGAACGGACGUGGGGUAAAUGCAUCACAAGUCAAUCUUUCUGGCACUGGAAUAGGGAGUUUCAACGAUCGAAUUCGGGAUGCAGUACUCGGUGGAUCUCCAUUUGGUCAUCCUCUUCAACAAGGAUUUGUGACUGGCUUACUGUUGCAGCCUAAUGAUCAUGACCAUGGAACAGCUGCUGGAGAAAUGCUUGCAGCUUCAAAGGAUCACAUUCAGGUUGGGAUGGCUGCAAAUUUGAGGGACUUUGUGCUAACAAAUUGUGAAGGGAAAGAGGUAAAAGGAUCUGAAGUAUUAACUCAUGGUGGCGCCCCUGUUGGAUUUGCUUCAAACCCCACAGAAACUGUUAAUUAUGUUUCUGCUCAUGACAAUGAGACUCUGUUUGACAUUAUUAGCAUGAAGACUCCAAUGGAAAUCUCUGUUGAUGAGAGAUGCUGGAUAAAUCAUUUGGCAACAAGUAUAAUUGCGCUGUCACAGGGAAUACCAUUUUUUCACUCAGGUGAUGAGAUGCUCCGCUCAAAAUCACUGGAUCGUGAUUCAUACAACUCUGGUGAUUGGUUUAACAGGCUCGACUUUACAUACAAUUCUAACAACUGGGGAGUUGGCCUUCCUCCAAAACAGAAGAACGAGAGAAGCUGGCCACUAAUCAAACCUAGAUUGGCAGAUCCAUCGUUCAAACCUCAGAGAAGUCACAUCCUUGAUGCUGUGGAGAAUUUCUCAAAUUUGUUACGCAUUAGGUACUCUUCACCGCUAUUCUGUCUGAGGACAGCAAAUGCUAUCCAGGAGCGAUUACGCUUUCACAACACUGGUCCAUCAUCAAUUCCUGGAGUCAUAGUAAUGAGCAUCGAAGACGGUCAUGAAGGUCAACCGGGGUUAUCUCAACUAGAUCCAAUCUACUCAUAUAUUGUGGUCGUCAUCAAUGCGCGUCCCACUGAGGUGUCAUUUGCCAGUCCAGCACUAAGAGCUAGAAAUUUUGAAUUACAUCCUGUACAGUUAAUGUCCACUGAUGAAGUAGUCAAGGCGUCUACUUAUGAAGAGUCCACAGGAUGCUUCGUUGUCCCCUCAAGAAGAACAUCUGUCUUUGUUCAACCUCGGAAAUUUUGAGUACACUUCGAUUUGAAACUCGUCGCCUAAUGCGAUAAUUUGAGCACCCUUCUUAAUCUAUCUUUUAUUGUAGAUUUAAAUGCACCUCUUUAAUAGCUCCGGUUUAUUUAAGGGUGUCUUUUAAGGUGUCCAACAUUAUAUAAGGUGGUACGUUAUGAUUAGUUAGAUUUAUUCUAUAAUACUUAUUAAAUUCAAAUAAGUGGGAUCCGAUAUUAGAUAGCAAUGAUAAUGUUACUAUAAAGUUAUACAAUAUUAUUUUA